Molecule: messenger RNA, 1349 nt
Organism: Phalaenopsis equestris
Lineage: Eukaryota; Viridiplantae; Streptophyta; Magnoliopsida; Asparagales; Orchidaceae
Exons: 1
Coding region: 84-698 (204 amino acids)
Source: RefSeq, a predicted model, not a curated record
UCUUAUUUGUAGUAAUUUAGAAUUUGAUUUGUGUUGUUAAUUUUGAAUUUUUGCUUAGCUACCUUCAUUGUAAGUCCCCAAUCAUGUCCCAAACGAAUUUUGAAGAAGAGGAAAGGCAACCUGUCGUUCCUAAUCUCCAAUUUCAAGCAUUGGUGGGGGAGAUGAGAAGAAUGAUGAGGGUUGAGUUAGAGCAAAUUCAUGAAAGAUUGGAGCGGGUAGAGGGAGGAAUCCAACAAAGAAAUCCACGAAAUGUUUCCAAUCAACAAAGGGAGAGAGUUCCACUGAGAGGAGAGAGGGAGGAGGAUGAAGAAUAUUAUGCGGCUGAAUUUGAUGAAGAGAAUAAUAGAGAUUUAUUUGUUGAGAGGAGGCGUUAUGGUGGACAAGCUAGAGACAUUAGGAAUAGAGACGAUAAUAGCUUGACAGGUAUUAAGAUGCGCAUUCCUUCUUUUCAAGGUAAAAACAAUCCUAAAGCCUAUCUUCAAUGGGAGAAGAAGAUGGAAUUAGUGUUUGACUGCCACAACUAUUCCAAAAUAAAGAAGGUGAAAUUGGCCGCCAUUGAAUUUAGUGAUUAUGCUAUUGUUUGGUGGGAUCAAUUAAUGUUGAGCAAGAGGAGAAAUCGAGAACGUCCCAUAGAAACAUGGGAAGAAAUAAAAGUUUUUAUGAGGAAGCGAUUUGUGCCAAGUCAUCACUAUCGAUAAUUGUAUCAGAAGUUACAAAGACUUAGGCAAGCCAAUCGAAGUGUGGAAGAUUACUAUCAGGAGAUGGAGAUUGCUAUGAUUCGGGCUAAUGUAGAAGAGGAUCGAGAAGCUACUAUGGCUAGAUUCCUAAAUGGUUUAAACCCAGAAAUCUAAGAUAGAGUGGAAAUGCAACAUUAUGUGGAGUUGGAGGACAUAUUACAUGUGGCCAUCAAGUUAGAGCAACAACUCAAGAGGAGGGGUGGCCCACGUUUUUCAACUAGUGUGGGUUCUUCAUGGAAGCCAAAUUUUCAGAAAAAAGAGGACAAACCAAUUGCAAAGUCCAAACCUGAGCCAAGACAAGAGACAAAUAACCAAGGAACUCAAGGGAAAAUUGACCCUUCCACAUCUAGAAAUCAAGACAUUAAAUGUUUUAAAUGUCAAGGCAGAGAGGUCAUAUAGCCAACAAAUGUCCUAACAAAAGAAUCAUGGUGAUAAGGGAUAAUGGAGAGAUUGAAACUGAUGAAGAAUUAGAAAUUGACUCUAUACCACCAAUAAAUGACAUUGAAUGUGAAGAAUAUGCGGUCACAGGAGAAUUGUUAGUCAUAAGAAGGGGUUUAAGUGUGCAGACCAAGGUUGAUGAAGAAAUUCAAAGAGAAAACAUUUUUCACGCUA